CGAGGCCGUGCGCCGAGCCGCGCCGGGGGCGCGGCCAGCAGUCGCCGCACGGUCCGCCGACGCCGCGGGACUACUGCCACAGCCAGGUGCCUCGGAGGCACGACCUGGCCAAGGAGUUCGACCAAUCUGAGCAGGCGGGGCCUCCGACCACUCUGAUGAUCAGGAACAUCCCGAAUCACUACACGCAGCUGACUAUGGUGCGCGAGCUGGAGGGACUAGGCUUCCAGGACUCCUACGACUUCCUCUACGUCCCCCUCGACAAGGGUACCAACGGCAGCGUCGGCUAUCCGGCUGCGCUGGCGCGCGUCUCCGCUGCCGCGUGUUGGGGGCAGAUGCGCGGCAGCGUCACAGGUUGCGGUGCGGCCGUGCCCCUGCAAGGGCUCGAGGCAAACCUUCGUCACUACCGCAACGCGGCCGUCACGAGCACUGGCAACCAGGGGAAGUGCAACGGCCCGAUCGUGAUCGCCAAUUUGGCGCGCUCGCUCGG
Molecule: messenger RNA, 487 nt
Organism: Prorocentrum cordatum
Lineage: Eukaryota; Dinophyceae; Prorocentrales; Prorocentraceae
Source: the annotation of a GenBank genome assembly